Molecule: messenger RNA, 1675 nt
Organism: Klebsormidium nitens
Lineage: Eukaryota; Viridiplantae; Streptophyta; Klebsormidiophyceae; Klebsormidiales; Klebsormidiaceae
Source: the annotation of a GenBank genome assembly
UACCGAGCCCCAUGUAACUUCCCUCAAUGCUGCUGACUCGAGCCUCCUUCCAAAGCAAGCUUUGUUGAAAACACUGUACGAUAGUAUGGCAGAGGCCGGGCAAUUUGAGAACCUGGCUGCGUCCGACGGAGUACAGUGACUUUGAAAGACCCACUCCGCAACCACUUGAACAGCGUGGAGUCGGGGAAGACGCGCUGAUAUGGAAGCCAGCUGAAGCCAUAGCGUUGGUGCUGGCACCAGGAGGCGGCCCGCAGAAAGAGCUAGCUAGCCAGGUACACAUCGUGAAAGGCGCGGGCCUGAGGAGGGCGCACGAGCCAACGAAGGGGUAGACGAAAGGAGAAAGCAGGACCAGAGAUUCCUCUGAUUGCUGCUGAUCUAAUUCAGAACCUUCCCUUGGCACAAAGCGCCUCCCAAUGUCACUCAACACGUCGUCCCCAGUCUUGGACUGCCGGCUGGCACAACUUUCACAUGUUGUGCGCUCAUUCAAGCACCGCUCGAGCCAAUAUCAGCUCGUAUUCUUAAGCUGGAGCACAAAGGAGAAAGCGUGCCUCAUCCUAAACAAGGUCGACAAGAAAGCAGAGACGGAUCAAUGACAUAAAAGGUGACAUGUUCUACAGCCUAUAAGUCAUGGGAGGACACGGCGGCCUUAACAUCUUGCCUCAAAAGAGUUGGCAUGUGUACAACUAUGAAGCGAGGGAGAAGGUCAGGCGUGACGAGGAAGCGCAUGCUGCAGAGGAGCAGAAUCAACGGGACCGGCAACUGCAGGUUGAAGGAGAGCUGCGUCGAAGGAAGCUGCUUGACAAAGCGAAAAAGAGGCAUCGAAACGAGGACAACCUGACGGGAGAGCCUGCCCGUUUGGCCGCCAACUCCGAACCUGCGGCCCCCCAAAGCAAUGCGCUGCAGACAGCGCAACCUCAAGAGCAUAUCAACCUUUUUGAGGGGGUGACUCCGCCUGAGCCGGUGAAGAAGGGCAGCAGGACGGCGGUGGGGAGCUUGAAGGCAGAGGCGGAAGGGGCUGCAGAAGAUGCGAAGCACCGCCUGGGGUAUGGCUGCGUGUCCGGGGUUGACGGAGUGGCAAAGCCCUGGUAUCUGAAGAAGUCAGGGCUGGAACAAGAUACACCAGAGAAGCGGGAAGAGAAGUCAGUAGAGAAACCACGAAAAGAUGCUGAAAGACCUCCAGCCAAGAGCGGCAAGAAAACCAUUGAACAGCUUCGGGCAGAGCGGGUGCAACGGGAGAAUGCGGAAAAAGAACGUCAGAGGCGGUUGAUGCUUGGAAGAAGCACACCAGGAGCUCAGUCGCUGACUUCUAAGGAGGUAGCAACAGGUGGAGUUCAACAGAGGUAUAAUUCGGCCUUUGGGUAUGGCAGAUAGAUUGUACAUCGUUUUUCGUCGUUUGCUCUUUCAAAAGGUAUGUCCAGUUUAAGGACAGAGAACAUGCAGGCAGGACGUAACACAGGCUUAGAGCUGUUAGAUUUGAUGCGACAGGAUAAUUGGUCAUCCCAGGAGUAGGCUUUUUUCAUAGUUACAAAGAGGAUUUUGAAGACGCGCAAGUUAGUUGUACAGAGAUGAUCUAAACAUUCACAUAUUGACCUUUAAACAUAGAUUUGGUGGAUCUUCAAGACUAUACAUGCCGCUGCGUAUACCAAAGUUCAUGUCCGGCUGUCAGUGGAACCAA